UGUUCAUGAAUGUUUGUGUUGAAGUUCUUCCAGUGGUUGCAUUGAAUUGAAUGGGAGUCUCUCUGCAGCAUCAGUGCAUGAAAGAGUGAAUGACAUGAGUGGAGUUUGUUCUGCUGCUACUUCCUGAAUGUUUGCAGUUCAGAGCUGACUGCUUUCAUCAGGAAACAGUGAAGUCUGCUCAGUUAGUUUGAUCUCUAAAGAUGUCCACACAAACUGAAGCUGCAGCAGAUUGGAGAGUGAAAUUUAGCAGAAAUCUUCAUCCAGAUGGAAGAGAACAAAGUGAGGUGGAGAUGUUAGAUGAUGAAGAGCAGCACUCUGAUCAUGGAUUACAACAAACUGAAAAUCAGAAGCAGAAGAAUCUUCAAGCUGAGAGAAGAAACUGUUUCAGAGUUUUCAAGUUUUCUCUGGGAGUUUUCUAUUUUCUGAUUCUGGCUGGACUCAUGACUCGCUAUCUACUGGUGUCUUUGGAAAAAAACAGACUGAAAACUGAACUUUCAGGCAUCAACAAAACUCUUUUGGAUGAAAUAAAACAGCUGAAAAAUCAGGUUGAAGAGAAACGGUGUCCUGAUGUAUGGAGAAGAUUUGGAAGCAGCUGCUACUAUAAAUCUACUGAGAAGAGAAAUUGGUAUGGCAGCCGGAGUUUCUGUCAGGAUGAAGGAUCUGAUCUGGUGGUGGUAAACAGCAAAGAGGAACAGCAACAUUUCAAAGAAACGUUGUGAUGGAACACAGAAACUCUUUUUCCCACUUCUAAUGUCUUCAAUUCCAAAUAGGCUAAACUGGGAUUCAGUAGAAAUGGACUGUUGGCCCUGAAGACAAAACAAGAAGCAAAAACUAAAUGAACAGAAAUCUGCAUCAAAGAAAGUCAGAUUUUGUUCCUCAGAUGAACUUUCUCUCAGUUUUUAGGACAAUUAUCCAGAACAGAUGAAUCCUAAAGACCAGACAUUUUUUUACUGGACAUUUAGUGUGAAAGGAAACCAAGAUGGAGAGAAUGUAUUAAGAAAGAACAUUUUCUUUUCUUUACUAGGAGUUUGUUUCUGCAUUGAAUCAGAAAGCAGAAUCCUGGAUCGGACUGUAUGCUGGAAGGUCAUACCAGAAACAAAAACAGAAAUCUGAAUGGAAAUGGGUGGAUGGAUUACCACCGACAGAAACGUUCUGGGAUGAGAGGAUUCCAAAAGAUCCGGACAACGACGAUGCACUGUUCUUAAGUGCUGACGGGAAAUGGGAACAACUGCACAAAACAAACUUCAAAAACUGGAUCUGUGAGAAAAAAAAUUCUAAAUCUUUCUGUUUCUGAGCUGUGCAUUAAUUUAACUGUUUAGUAUGUAACUACAAAUAUGUUUUAUUUUUUAUUUAUUUUCAUUUACGUCUACAUAAUAGUGCUUAAAGGAAGGUUGUUUUUCUAGUUUAUUGUAAAUUAUUCAGAGAAAUAAAG
Molecule: messenger RNA, 1432 nt
Organism: Oryzias latipes (Japanese medaka)
Lineage: Eukaryota; Metazoa; Chordata; Actinopteri; Beloniformes; Adrianichthyidae
Source: RefSeq, a predicted model, not a curated record